Messenger RNA from Cyphomyrmex costatus, 1516 nucleotides. It is a transcript of the gene uri, whose product is annotated as unconventional prefoldin RPB5 interactor. Gene Ontology annotation, molecular function: chromatin binding; phosphatase inhibitor activity; transcription corepressor activity. Gene Ontology annotation, biological process: negative regulation of transcription by RNA polymerase II; negative regulation of phosphatase activity. NCBI's taxonomy places the organism in Eukaryota, Metazoa, Arthropoda, Insecta, Hymenoptera, Formicidae. The record is from RefSeq and is a predicted model, not a curated record. The transcript has 6 exons. Bases 86 to 1501 code for a protein of 471 amino acids.
UACAAAACAGGUGAUGGCAACAGUUGGUGACGACUUGACGAGUAAACAGUGAAAGGAAAAAAGUUGUUUAAACAUAAAUGUAACAAUGGAGUCUGAACUAAUAAAAAAUUACCAACACAUACUACUUAACAAUGUGAUCGCACAGAAACUUAAAGAAAAUGAAAAACGAACCAAGGCAAUAACAGAUUAUAAAAAGAGGCACAAAAAAGUAAUAGAGGGACUUGAAGUGUAUCCAUUAUCACUUUCUGAGAAUUGUAUGGUACCCAUUGGCAAGCAAGCAUUUAUGAAAGGAAAAUUAACUCAUACUAAUGAAAUCUUGGUUUCAUUGGGAGAGGGCUAUUUUGUCAAGUAUAGUGCAUCACAAGCAAUUGCAUUAUGCAACAGGAGAAUAGCAUGGGCGGAUGAAAUGCUGAAGAGUUUAGAAACUGAAAGAAACUUGUAUGAAAUGAGACAAUAUGUUCCAUUGAAACAUGAUAUUUUUGGCGCAGACAAAAAAGAUAUAGUUGAACAUUGGACUGAGAAUAAGCUUGAUGAGUGGAAAAUGCAACAUAGACAACGUGAGAAGGAGUAUCGUCAGAAAUUAGCAAAGUUAAAAGAAAAGGAAAAGACUGACAUUCAUACUGAGGAAGAUCUUUUCAAGAGACUUGAUGAAUUAGAGGUGGAAGAAGAAUUAGAAGAUGAAAUUUACAGAUUGGAAGCCAAACGAAAAGUAUAUUAUGGUGAUGACUUGAAAGAUGGUGAAGUUUAUGAUGAAUCAGAGGAGGACGAAUCUGAUUCUGAUCAAAUUACAACAGAGAGAAUUCAAGAAGAAUUGAAAAAAUUAAAAGAUAUCCAAAUGGGUAGAACUACAAGUGAUACAUCAAGUAACAAUUCUGAUAUAGUUCAAGAUAAAAUUCUUGAUAUAAGUACUACAAAAAAUGAGCAGUCUGAUUCCUCUACAAAUUUUAUCCAAGAGAAAAUAAGGGAGGAGAGUUGUUCACCUGAACAUAAGGAAGUAUCUAAAGACACAAAUACAAAGGAACAAAGGAGGAUAUCAUUUGCUGAGCCAUGUGUCAUAGAAGACCAAAGCAAUACAAAAGAAUCAAUAUCUCAAGAAGUCUGUUCUACUCUGAAGCAAGAUGAUACGUGUAAUGAAAGCUCUGAAGACAAGAAUGAUAUCAUUAGGAUUGAAUUUUCACAUUCAUCCCAUACUCCAGAUCUACUUGAAUCAAAUAAUACAGAAAUACAAAGCCCAGUAGACAUUUAUAAAAUGUUUAGUGCUCCUAAGUCGAUUUUGAAAAGAUCUCCAAAUGAUAUGAUUUUCAAUGAAGUUGCUCCUCCUUUAAAUGAGAGUAGUACAGAUACAGAAGAUGAAGAUGAAUAUGUUGAACAUUCUACAUAUAAUUCUGUAAUUAAAGAGAAAGUUCAAGAAAGUAAAACUUCACCUAUAAAUGUUUCAACAAAGAAAGACGAAAAAAGAAUUGUGAGUAAGUUCAAGCUUGAACGAGCUGGACGAAAGUGAUGACUUGUAAAUAUA